Messenger RNA from Clupea harengus (Atlantic herring), 918 nucleotides. RefSeq names its product 5-hydroxytryptamine receptor 3C-like. The transcript is spliced from 6 exons. The coding region runs from base 1 to 891 and encodes 296 amino acids. Gene Ontology annotation, cellular component: postsynaptic membrane. Gene Ontology annotation, biological process: monoatomic ion transmembrane transport. Gene Ontology annotation, molecular function: transmembrane signaling receptor activity; extracellular ligand-gated monoatomic ion channel activity. The record is from RefSeq and is a predicted model, not a curated record. NCBI's taxonomy places the organism in Eukaryota, Metazoa, Chordata, Actinopteri, Clupeiformes, Clupeidae.
AUGGGAACUUCUUGUGGGUACCUGUUCACAUCCUGUGCCUUUCUGCUGACAGUGUCUUUGUGUCUCUGCGAACUGACCUGUCGCGAGGGUCACAGCGGACCUACCUAUGAAUCACUUGACGAUGUGUUUGCCAAAAAAUCCUUCAGACCGGCGGUGAACCUAAGCACUCCAACCAUCGCCAACAUCUCAUUCACUCUCUAUGCUGUGUUGGGUGUGUAUUGGUUCCACGAGUUUCUCAUAUGGGAUCCUGAAAAAUGCGAUGGUGUCACUAAAAUCUCCCUGCCAGUGAAGGAACUCUGGACACCUGACAUCAUCAUCUAUGAAUUUGUGGACGAUGACGUCUCCCAAGCCUGCCCCUACGUGUACGUCAAUCACACGGGACACAUCCGCUACGACCGCAUGCUCAGGCUCGUGAGCUCCUGCAACCUGGAGAUCUUCAGCUUCCCCUUCGACAUCCAGAACUGCACUUUCACCUUCGGUUCCUACAUGCACACAAUAAAGGAUAUGAGGGUCAGCCCGGCCCUGUCCUUUGCUGAGAUGUCGGGGAACUCUAAGCAGUACCUGGAGGCCAGUGGGGAGUGGGAGCUGGUGGUCAUCCUGGGAGAAGCGAGCAUCCUGCAGUUCGGAAUAGACGAGUGCGACAUCAUCACUUUCUGGGUGGUCAUUAAGAGACGGCCCAUGCUGUACGUGGUCAACCUCCUGAUCCCCAGCUCUUUCCUCAUGAUCAUCGACAUCUUGUCCUUCUACCUGCCGCCACACAGCGUGGACAGAGCCUCCUUUAAGAUGACACUCAUCCUGGGGUACACCGUCUUCCUGCUCAUCAUGAACGACCUGCUGCCCAGCACUGCAAACGGCACCCCCAUCAUAGGUCAGAUCACACCCCCAUCAUAGGUCAGAUCACCAAACGGCACCCCCAUC